Molecule: messenger RNA, 768 nt
Organism: Bufo gargarizans (Asiatic toad)
Lineage: Eukaryota; Metazoa; Chordata; Amphibia; Anura; Bufonidae
Gene: ERH
Product: ERH mRNA splicing and mitosis factor
Exons: 4
Coding region: 119-433 (104 amino acids)
Source: RefSeq, a predicted model, not a curated record
UCACACAUCGUCACUUCCGGUUCUGGCUAUUACCUACGGCCUCAUUUUCGCCGGAACUUGCAGAGAGUCCUUCCGGUCUGAGUUACGGUUGGUUUGUGUUUUCGUGCAGAGCCUGGAGAUGUCUCACACUAUCUUGCUGGUCCAGCCUACAAAGAGGCCUGAAGGAAGAACAUAUGCAGAUUAUGAAUCUGUCAACGAAUGCAUGGAAGGAGUUUGUAAGAUGUAUGAAGAACAUUUAAAGAGAAUGAAUCCUAACAGCCCAUCCAUCACAUAUGAUAUCAGUCAGCUCUUUGACUUCAUUGAUGACCUAGCAGACCUUAGCUGUCUAGUGUAUCGGGCCGACACUCAGACAUAUCAGCCCUAUAACAAAGAUUGGAUCAAAGAGAAGAUUUAUGUCCUCCUUCGUCGACAGGCUCAGCAAGCAGGGAAAUAAGCGUCGGAUGGUUGUGUACAGCGGGCAGUAGAGGGUGUUUUGUUUUGUAAUAUAGUGAUUUCUUUUUUUUGUGUUCUGUUUAUGCUAUAGGGGACAAUGUUUUUAGAUCAGUAAUGAAACUUAUGUUAAAAACUUUUGUUACAUUUUGUUGACCAGCAGAGAUGAAAUGGCAACUGACUUUAUGCUUGUACCCCUGAGAAUCCUUGCAAAGUCAAGCUGUACCAGUGCAGGACAGCUAGGUUGUGCAACAUUUUCCAAAGCCCCUUUAUGGCUGGAUUCACUAUGCCCUAAAUUUAAUAUUUUAGACAAAAAUAAUAAAAUGACUUCAUAGUUAA